UAUAUAUAUAUAGUAUAUCUACAUAUUGUUCUGUGAUACUUGCCCUUUGAACUUUUGUCGAGUAUGAGUGUUGUGUGGCUGUAUGUCAGCUACUCGAGCAAUAUUAAUGCACGACGCGGAGGCAAAGAACACAAAAUCCUUUAAUACACAGUAAGUAUGGGAGAAUUUUCCACAUUUAUAUUACAAAUUAUAAUGACACAUUUAUGCAUUUAAAAAGACCGCGGCAACACCAAAGUCCCCCGCCACCGCCAGAGCAAAAAAUCUCCCUCCAUGCCCCAAUAUUAUCCAGUCAAAAGCCAUAGUUGGCAGCCCUCAAUAAAAGUGGAUGUGUGUCUUUCACAUAGACUGUAUAAAAUAUGGACGUAGUGUCCGUGACGUCACCCGUAGGUUUGUGAAGAGUAAAAAAUGAAGCCUAAAGUAGGCGGAGGCGCUCGUCGCCAUCUUGGCAUCGCGCGUCACUCCCGGAUCAUCGAAAAUGGUCAAAAAGGCGGGACGUGGUGAGAGCUGAGGCGCCUGGUUUGCUGAAACCACUUGUCACUCAAGUGGCCACGCACCUAAUUUGCAGAAUUUUAAGGCUUCAUAUAAGUUAAACGGGUGAGUUAUAAAAAAAAUUCACCCUCCUCACAGAUGUCAUGAAGGGUAAAAUUAGCUUUCUAGACCAAAAUAUUUUUUUACCAGGCUGCAAACAUGAUUUUUUUUCUGCUGUAAAGUUGCCCAUUUUAACAUGGGGAUCAAUGAGAUUCUGCUCUCUUUUGGAGCCAGUCUCUAGCGGCAAGUCGAUAAAUUGCAAUUAAAGUCACUUCCGCGUUGGCUUCACGAGAGAGACCGGAAGGUUGCCCCUCGGGUCUUUCACCAUGAAAGGCCCUGUCCCAAAAUGCACUCCCAUGUACCCUUAUGGACUCGUGCCUAGUGCCCUAUAGGUCUGCACUUCCUGACGUCACCAAGUGUGGACUCGGAGGAGGUCCACAAGACCGGAGUGUGCCAUUUGGGACAGGGCCAAAGUAACCCAAAAAGGAGCCCAGACAUCAGGAAUCGCCCCGCCUCCAAAGUCUUUUUAAGUCUGCAACACCAAAUACCGAGCGACCGUUUAGCAGGCGAGGUCUCGAGGAUACUUUUCUUUUGUUGUCGUCUAAGUUUGGAACUGUUUUGCAUCACCAACGCACGCGUGUUUUAUGCGCCAUAGUUUUGGGGUUGAAAUAAACGCCACUGCAGCUGCAAAACGAGAAAACGCACCCGGGAACAGCUUUCCUCCGUGCAGAUACAGACAUGAUGGAAGAGAACGAGGAUCGUGAAGAGCUGAGUGAAGUGGAGGAUGAACGUCAUGUCAAACCCAGAGAAAAGGCUAAAAAGACCCUUUUGAAGAAAGGAAGAGUGAAGAAAUGUGUCACCUGCACUCAGUGUGGAAAGACUAUCAAAGGAAAACUUAAUCUUGAGCUGCACAUGAGAGUCCACACAGGAGAGAAGCCGUUCACGUGCGGUCAGUGUGGGAUGAACUUCACACAGAAAUCUAAUCUUACUAAACACAUGAUACUCCACACUGGAGAGAAGAUGCAUACGUGUGACCAGUGUGGGAAGAGCUUCAUGCACAAAAACAAUCUGGCCGUUCACAUGAGGGUUCACACCGGAGAGAAGCCGUUCGCGUGCGAUCAGUGUGAAAAGAGAUUCUCCAACAAACCAAGUCUUGACCUUCACAUGAGAGUUCACACCGGCGAGAAGCCGUACGUGUGCGAUCAGUGUUGGAAGAGAUUCACGCAAGCGGUACACCUUAAAACGCACAUGAUGAGCCACACCGGAAAGAAGCCGUUCACGUGCGACCAAUGUGGGAAGAGUUUCUUGGAUUUAUUACGCCUUAACAGUCACAUAAGAGUUCACACGGGAGAGAAGCCGUUCGCGUGUCUUCAGUGUGACAAGAGCUUCGCAUACAAAGAUAGUCUUGUGUUACACAUGAAAAUCCACACCGGAGUGAAGCCGUUCGCAUGCGAUCAGUGUGGAAAGAGUUUCAGGGAUUCGUCAAAACUUAAAAGACACGUGAGAACCCACAGCGGAGUGAAGUCGUUCGCAUGCGAUCGGUGCGAGAAGAGGUACAUGGAUGCAGGAGACCUGAAGAGACACACGAGGACACACACCGGAGAGAGGCCGUACACGUGCGGUCAGUGCGCAAAGAGUUUCACAGACUCUGUGUACCUUAAGAGACACAUGAGAGUCCACACCGGAGAAAAGCCCUUCGUGUGUGGUCAGUGUCAGAAGACAUUUUCACUUAAACAAAGACUUAAAGUUCACAUGAGAGUUCAUACGAAAGAGACGCCCUUCACGUGUGACCAGUGCGGAAAGAGUUUCUCCAUCAAAGCGAGUCUCAAGUAUCACAUGAAAGUUCAUACCGGAGAGAAGUCGUUCAAGUGUGAUCAGUGCGAGAAGACGUUCGUGAGCAAGAAAAAUCUUAAGCUUCAUGCGAGGAUCCACACCGGAGAGAAGCCGUUCACGUGCGACCAGUGUGGGAAAACGUUUGUCUAUAUUCAGAACUUGAAGAAACACCUGACGGUUCAUUCGAAGGAGAAGCCGCACGCGUGUUCCGAAUGUGGAAAGAGUUUUUCGCUGCCGCAAACUUUACGGAUUCAUCAGAAAACUCACACCAGUGUGAGAGAUCAUAUGUGCUUUGAGUGCGGGAAGACGUUUAUUACGGUCAACUGUUUAAAACAGCACCAGAGAGUUCACACCGGAGAGAAACCUUACAAGUGUUCGUACUGUGACAAGACAUUCAGUCAGUUGUCAAAGAUGAGAGCGCACGAGAAGAUCCACAGCAAAGAGAAGCCGCUCGCGUGCGUGUGAAAGAGAUUCGCUGGGAAAGGAUUCAUGCAGUGGAACUCCAUUUAGAACCUUUCCAUGUAUUGUUAACUUUUGUUAAAGUUUUCUUAGUGAAAAUCCAAUCAGCUUUCACAUGCAAAACACCAUGUUGGAAGACAAAGACAAUUCACUUUGAUCCAGAUAAGUAUAAUUGAUCAUGAUCGAUUAAAUUAAUCCCAAUUUGGGUUUGGAGAAUAUGUGACAUGACUGUGAUCAAAGCUCAUGAUAAUACUGUUCCUCAUCGAAUCCUCUACAUACAUGUGUGAUACGUUUUGAAUAAACAAAUGAUUUAAUGCAACACAUAAAUGAUUCAAUAUAUAAGUAGAUGAAUCACUGUAUUUGUAUGUCAUUAUGUCACAAUCAGCAUAUUCUUUGAAUAAAGAAAGUUACACUAAGUGCACUUUUUGGGUGUUUCAGAACAGAAAUAUGUAAGCCAGUGGUGUCUGUCUGUGAAAAGCAGCAGCUCGGGACUUUCCAGAAUUUACUGGUCACCAUGAGCGCGGUCUCAGCUCAGUGAGUUUUGUCAGUUUUGAUUACUAUGAAACAUGUAUUGUUUCAUCAUGUAUUCCUCUGAUGGCACGUACACCACUCACACUCAUUAUUUUAUUUAUAGCACGUCACGAACACUGGUUUAUUCAUUAUUACUUUUUCUAAACAAACUCACGGGCACUGGGUUGCACAAUAUUACACUUAACCAUGAGCUUAUUGUUACGUUAAACCAUAAAACUGUAGUAAGUCAUAUACCGUCUGAUAAGCCAAAGAAAGUUGUCUGGUAAAGAGGAUAACAUUAACAUAGUGAGAGUGAGAGAGACAGAGAGAGUGAGAGAGAGAGAGAGAGAGAGAGAGAGAGAGAGAGAGAGAGAGAGA
Triplophysa rosa is the source of this 3708-nucleotide messenger RNA. RefSeq names its product gastrula zinc finger protein XlCGF57.1-like. Gene Ontology annotation, biological process: regulation of transcription by RNA polymerase II. The record is from RefSeq and is a predicted model, not a curated record. The transcript has 2 exons. Lineage: Eukaryota; Metazoa; Chordata; Actinopteri; Cypriniformes; Nemacheilidae. Bases 1267 to 2826 code for a protein of 519 amino acids. Gene Ontology annotation, molecular function: DNA-binding transcription factor activity, RNA polymerase II-specific; RNA polymerase II cis-regulatory region sequence-specific DNA binding.